This is a messenger RNA of Durio zibethinus, 1392 nucleotides long. The record is from RefSeq and is a predicted model, not a curated record. NCBI's taxonomy places the organism in Eukaryota, Viridiplantae, Streptophyta, Magnoliopsida, Malvales, Malvaceae.
AAUCAUGAAAUCCACCAUGUAUUCUCAAAGCAUAAAAUAGGUGAAAAGCCAUGCCAUAAACAGGGAAAAAGGUUGAAGGCGACAGUUUCCUAACGGUAAGAGUAGGUCAGAGCGAGAUUUUAUGCAUUAUUUAUUAUGCAAGGAGACCAACGAGCCAGCAACUGAGGUGACUAUCAUCAUCACCACCCUGGAAUUGAUCUCUAAAUAAGUGGCAAAACGCAUUUGCUUUCAUUCGGGUUACAGUUCUUUUCUCUCAUCUAUUUUCUCUCCUUGGCUUGAUCUUUUUGGCACUCCUUUUUAGCCAGGACUGAAGCUGUGAGCUAAAGAAGAGAUUUUCGACCUCAUCAGAGCAACAUGAUCAGGUGGCUCCGGAUAGCCCUCUACACAAUCUUUGUCCUCAGUGGCCAAACAGCAGCUGCACUGCUUACAAGACUCUACUUUGAGAAAGGUGGAAGUAGCAAAUGGGUUGGAACACUUGUUCAAGUUGUGGGUUUCCCUGUUAUCCUUCCCUGUUACUUCAUUUCACGACGCAAAUUAGUUACCAUACCGAACAGUAUUAGUACUGCUGAUGUCAAAACAAAACCAUCAUCACUCCUUUUGCUCGUUUGCGUCUAUGUGUACCUUGGACUACUUGCGGCUGGAAAUUCGUAUUUGUAUUCAGUUGGCUUUGAGUACCUCCCCGUAUCUACGGUAGCAGUGAUUUCGGCAUCCCAGUUGGCCUUUAACGCUUUCUUCUCUUAUUUCCUCAAUUCACAGAAGUUCACCCCUUUCAUCAUCAAUUCUCUGGUUCUCCUCACCAUUUCCUCCGUUCUCCUGGUAGCAAAUAAUAGCUCUGAAAGGCCUCCUGGAGUCUCUAAUGGAAACUAUGUACUUGGGUUCAUAUGCACCAUUCUUGGAACUGCUACAUAUGGCUUGUCGCUUGCUUCCCAACAGCUGACCCUUCGGAAGGUUCUAAAGCAGCAGUCAUUUAAAGUUGUCAUGGAUCUUAUAAUCUACCAAUUCCUUGUUGCAUCCAUUGCUACAUCUAUAGGAUUCUUCGCAUCCGGAGAUUGGAAACUUUCAAAGAAAGAAAUGGAUAGAUAUACACCGGGGAAGAUUUCCUAUGUCAUGACCCUGCUUUGGACUGCUGUUGCUUGCCAGAUUUCCGUUUUUGGAAGUGUGGCAUUGAUCUUUGAGUUUUCUGCUCUCUUUUCAAAUGUCAUAGGUGCAUUGGGAUUGCCAAUUACUCCAGUAGCUGCCAUUUUCGUUUUCCAUGAUAAAAUGAGCAGCAUAAAGUGCAUAUCCAUGGUGUUGGCUAUUUGGGGCUUCCUUUCCUAUACCUAUCAGCAUUACCUCGACGACCGUAAGUUGAAUGUUGAAACUGAAAAAACGAGCGAAGUUUCUGAGCCUUGA